GCUUCAAGAAUUUGAAAAACCCGCCAUUUUGAAUACUCGAAUCACCACACGCAACGCAACACAUUGAACUUUGAAAUUGAAAUUUGAAAUCAGCAGGGGAAACGGAGAAAGAUGAAGAAGAGAGCAAAAGUGAACGGAAAGUCUUCGUCCUCAGCUUCUCCGGAGAGUCCAAACCGAUCUCCUAAAUCAAACAAAAUAGCUUCAGCCUCAGCGCCCAAACAGAAAAGCAAUUACAAGUAUAAGAAGCCAAUGGCCUCCGCUCUCCUGUCUCCAUCGCCGCCACCACGGGCUCCUAUGAAUUUCGGUAACAAAACUCUAAGCAACAUAUCAGAUCUGAAGGAAAUGGCUUUUUCGCGUUUGGAUGAUCUGAAACGCAAUCUUAUCGAACGUUCUCACUCUGAAAUUCUCAAGGAUCUCGAAGCUUCUCACUCUCGCCUCCACAAGCGCUUCAAGAUUCAAACACAAACAUGCCAGCAAAUGAAGGAUGAAGCAGAGAAGGAAUACAAGAAGAUGACUGAAAGAAUUAGCAAAAGUCAGGAAGCAAUGAAGGCUUCAUAUGUAGAGAUCAUGGAGGAUGCACAAGCAACUGCAUCUAAUGUGUGCAAAAAAUCCAUCCCGGAAAUUGCAAGUUCUUUUGAGAAAGCAAUUGGUGCUCUCCAAAGCCGUUUUGGGAUUCAGUCAACCUAGAACUGAUUUUUCCUGGUCACUCUAUUACUCUGGAAUGAACAUUGCUUGAAUUUCUUCUUUUAAUAAUACUGGAGCAUUAUGCAUUUUCUAUA
Molecule: messenger RNA, 779 nt
Organism: Mangifera indica (mango)
Lineage: Eukaryota; Viridiplantae; Streptophyta; Magnoliopsida; Sapindales; Anacardiaceae
Exons: 4
Coding region: 112-687 (191 amino acids)
Source: RefSeq, a predicted model, not a curated record